Molecule: messenger RNA, 1515 nt
Organism: Aureobasidium musti
Lineage: Eukaryota; Fungi; Ascomycota; Dothideomycetes; Dothideales; Saccotheciaceae
Source: the annotation of a GenBank genome assembly
AUGUCCUUCAAUCACCCUUCGCUCGACGACCAUCAGGGUCACAUCCAAGAACAUGACCAUGUCAACAACAACCACACUGCGCUCUCCUAUCCCCAACAAGAUGAUCGCUUGCUGACAAGCUACACCUUCCGCGACUUUGUGACUCCAAACGAGCAUGCUACUAUCCCUGUCGUCGGCACGUCGAAGGCUCUGGAGUCCCUCGACCACACCCUGUCCUCCCCUGGUGUCUUUGCGCGUUGCGCCCCUCGACCUCACGCGUUCUCGGCCUACACACCUUUGGCCAUUGCUCUCAGCGCUAUCUGUGUCAAAGUUGGCCUGGCCCCUGUCACUGAGCGCAACUUGGCCCAGCUCCAUCGUACUCCUUGGUUCAUCGAUUUUGCAAAGGCUGCCGUUAAACGUCACAAUGCCGAACACAUGAUCAAUCUCAACUUGAGCAACUUGAGCUCUGACUCCAUCUUGAGCGAGGACCACAUGGUAAUUCUCGCCGAAGCAUUCGCUGCAUCAUCAAACCUCUCCAACAUUGAGCUUGGCAUCGUGGCCAUCACCAAGAAAGGGGUCAAGGCAUUCCACUACCCCUGGUCUGCUACUUGUACUGCCCUGACCGCAUGGAUUGUGGCAGAUCUGCGCACAAACGUUCCUGCUUACUUCGGAAUUGGACAUGAUGUUGCUGAGCAGCAGGAGAGCAGCAACAAUGAGCAUGUUGCCGAAGAAGAAGAGGAGGAGGACGCCGCCGACGACGACGAGGAUCAGCAGGCUCCCACAACUACUCCGCGCAAGACUGCUGCUCGCGUGCUCCUCCAACAAGUUCCCCUCCCCGCCGGUCUCACCGCUAAAAACAUUCUGGAGCAGCACACUCAAAACCUCCAGUACAACAACAUACUGAAGGUCGGUCUUCAAUACAGCAACCAGGAGAUCGCAAAGAAGGUCGCCGAUGAUGCCGUGGCAAACAACAAGAAAUCCUCAGCCAGCUCCAGCGGCAUUGUGAAGAGAAUCAACACUGCCAUCGACUUCCUCGAGAAGGAGUUCGAGAUUGAUAUUGGUGCCUUCCGCACUGCUUACGAUACCGCACGCAAGGACAACGGUAUCCCGAUCCGCGGCAAGGACGGGGUCGAUGAUCAGACUCUCACUGCCAAUGGUUCCAAGAUCCGCGAUGCUAUGGCAUGGAUCAAGGCUGGCGGNCCCCGUCCUGCUGUCGCGAUCGCCCCNGCUCCUGCCCCUAUUCCCUCUGGUUAUGCCCCUGCUUCGUCAACUCCAAGCGCCACCCAGGGCUCUGUCCGAGGCUACAACAACAACAACAGCAUCCCACAGCUCGAUGGCACUAUGGACGAAGCUGAGGAUACCCACAUCUACGAUCCAUUCCAACCUCAGGCCAAUGGGUUCAAGCCACAACACGACAACGAUCAGCCUGACUGGGACUGGGUUAACUUCAAUGCAGCCCUUUCAACUUCGAUGAUAACUCCACCUGAACCGAAUCCCCAUCCGUCCCCUGACAUACCUCAAACCUCCCUCUCCUAG